AUGUGGGUGAUCGGACCUCUCCUAGCUUUGCUAUCAAGCAUCGCAGCUGCGAGUCCUGCGCCCGAAGCAUAUGCUAGUGCAAAGCCUCCGCCUCAGGUCUGCAGCAGUGUCUCCAAGGCUAUCAAGACGCUUCGUGCCUCUUCUACCGCUUCUGCAUAUUGCUCGUCAUAUCUCGGAAUCAAGCCUGUCGUAUCGACCGUCGUAUCUACUGUCACCACGACUGGAUUCACGACGGUAUCUACUACUCAAGUCGCAAGGCAAACAACGACUUCCACCGUAGAGGUCAUCAGUCUGAGCACAAGCACAAGCACUGAGACUUCAUAUGUUGGCUACACAACGACCGUCGGCACCACGACUAGCACUUCCGUCACCACCACUGUCAUUUCCAGCGUCAGAUACUCUUGCGAGCCAUCCGUCUAUAAUCCUCCGCGUGCUAAAGAGAAGCGAUCUGUUCCCAAUAGCAAGUCAGCGAUUCGCCUCCCGACAUGUCUGAAAGCAUUCGAAAAGACGCUAGGCAACGCAUGCAAAUGUCUAUCGCUUAAGGCACCGACUCGAACAUCGACACGCCUGUUCACUUCUGGCGUGACUCGCACAGUCACUUCAACAUACCUGAGGACAGAGUUCGACACUGCGACUACCACAACCACUAUUGUCUCCGUAAUCACCGCACGAACAACCACCACCGUCACAUCCAGUACAGUAUCGGUUACUGCGUCCACUUCAACGAUAUCAACAUCUACCAGUACGACAUUCACGUCCACAACCACCUACACGGUCUUCCCGACUUUUGGCCUCCUCCCUACAGCACCUGCUAUAGCCAACGAAGGUGCCUACGCAGAGAUAGUGGAGCACACCCCACAAGGAAAUCCGGCGUAUGGAGCCGUGCUCAGCACACGCAACAACAGAAUUAACGACGUCAGGACACAGCUUUUCCAGCUGUCAUCAGAAUGUCACCUUACGGCUCUAGGGGGCCCAUAUACCGGAACUCGUAUGUUCACCGAGAACUGCUGCCUCCGCGCUGGCACAUCCUUUGCCUUCUUCCGCCUAUCCCCUCCCGGUCAAAUAGCCGGAGUCGGCACACAGCCAUCGAUCUGCAGGAUCAUUGACACCAACGAACUUGACUGUGAUUUCGUGUAUGGAGCCAAUGAAUGGAGUCAGCAACGUGCUGAGGGAGGUCCAUAUUGGAAGGUGGGCAAGCCGGGCGCGUAUCAGGGAUUUAUUAGUGAUGGUGGACCGGAUCAGUUGCUGGGAUUUCCGAGAGUUGUGCCGUACAGUGAGAACUGCAAUGAGGCGGGAAGCAACUCAACGUGCAUCGACAAUUAA
Cercospora beticola is the source of this 1323-nucleotide messenger RNA. RefSeq lists its product as uncharacterized. The record is from RefSeq and is a predicted model, not a curated record. NCBI's taxonomy places the organism in Eukaryota, Fungi, Ascomycota, Dothideomycetes, Mycosphaerellales, Mycosphaerellaceae.